AUGACAAAUGAAUUCAAGAAGAAGCUAGGCGAAGGCGGUUUUGGAAGUGUUUUCAGUGGAAAGCUUCCCAGUACUAAUGGAGUCCCAGUUGCCGUAAAAGUCCUGAAGGAUUUGAAAGGGACUGGAGAAGAUUUUGUUAACGAAGUGGGAACCAUUGGCAGAAUUCACCAUGUUAAUGUGGUACGACUACUUGGUUUUUCAGCUGAAGGAGGGAAGCGUGCUCUUAUCUAUGAGCUCAUGCCUAAUGGAUCCCUAGAGAAUUUUAUGACAUCUAAAGAUCAGUCUUAUGAUAAUAACACUUCAUUUGAUUGGGAGAAACUUCGCAAUAUCAUCACAGAGAAGUUAUUUUGGCCGAAUGCGUUGGCCAUGAGGGUUCUUAUUGAAAGUAAGGAAACAACUGUUUAG
Argentina anserina (silverweed cinquefoil) is the source of this 405-nucleotide messenger RNA. RefSeq names its product rust resistance kinase Lr10. Gene Ontology annotation, biological process: protein phosphorylation. The transcript is spliced from 2 exons. Gene Ontology annotation, molecular function: ATP binding; protein tyrosine kinase activity. The record is from RefSeq and is a predicted model, not a curated record. Bases 1 to 405 code for a protein of 134 amino acids. Lineage: Eukaryota; Viridiplantae; Streptophyta; Magnoliopsida; Rosales; Rosaceae.